Dinoponera quadriceps is the source of this 6262-nucleotide messenger RNA. RefSeq lists its product as uncharacterized. Gene Ontology annotation, biological process: sensory perception of smell; detection of chemical stimulus involved in sensory perception of smell. The record is from RefSeq and is a predicted model, not a curated record. Gene Ontology annotation, cellular component: plasma membrane. The transcript is spliced from 7 exons. Gene Ontology annotation, molecular function: odorant binding; olfactory receptor activity. Bases 4952 to 6262 code for a protein of 436 amino acids. NCBI's taxonomy places the organism in Eukaryota, Metazoa, Arthropoda, Insecta, Hymenoptera, Formicidae.
AUAAUGAAUCGAUUUCCUUUCUUCCUUAGUCCGAUAACUAUCCCCCUACUAUACACGCAUACAUAUGAAUACACACACACACACACAUACACCCUUCAGUCCCGCGCCGUGGAACCAUUUUCCUUCUCUCCUCUGCGUUCUCUCUCUUUCUCUCUAUCAAUUUUUCCCUCUCCCUCUCUCUCUUUCUCUCUAUCAAUAUCCGUCAUUCUUUCUCUCUCUUUAUCGCAAUCCUCGGCUCUGUCGCACCAUUUCUCUCUAUGUUAUAUCUUCCUCUCCUUCCCUUCUACCUCCCCCCUCUUUCUCUCUCUCCGAGCGCGGUGUUGAUCGAUGAGGAAGGACGAUCCUCCUACGCAUCGGUCCUUUAUGUUGCGAGAGGAGGGCCGUGUGAUGUCAGUACGAGAGAGAGAGAGAGAGAGAGAGACGGACAGAGAGAGAAAGAGAACAUUGAUCUCGCGCGACUCUUACACGCCGACCGACGUUCGUUUUUCGAACAGUUGUUACGCGAACGUCGUUCGUUCCGCGCGAACCCAAGGAUAUUCCGCGUUUGCCUGUUGGUUCACGGAACGAUUGCCUCUGCUCGAAGACCGCCGGAGAACGAACGAACGAACGAACGACGUUCCCGGUUCUUGUCCGCUUCGCGCGGCUAUUUUUUCCACUGUGACGUGCGCGAGGCGUGUCUCUCGUCGGGAGUACACUCUUAGCUUUGUGUAACCCGAGAGUCAUCCGGAGUGGAGCAUGAUUAAUCGAGGCUCAUAGUUUUCGACGGGGAGACAACAGAGCUCGGUCGAAAACUGGAACUCGGAAAAAGUCGGGCAAGCUCGUUAAUCAUGCUCACCGUUCGAGCCGCGAAGCUCGCCCGCUCGCUCGUUGUAACCCGCUGCAACCCGGUACGAGCGUUCUCAUCCCCCGAACGUCUCGCGGAGGGUCCGUUGACCCUCGGAGAAAGAGGAGGUCGCUCGUACGAAGAGGUUGUCGAGAGCAUCGUCGUAAAACUCGGUUUCGACGCGUUCGUCGGCGAUCGACGUGGACGACGUUGCCGCCGAUAUCGAAGAGAUCAAGAAAAUAUGAUAAAAGGACCGGAAGAGAUACGUAAAGCCGUCAUUGUCGGCUGAAAAGAAUAAGACGACCACGUAGGCGAAAAAAGGGCGAAAGUUACACACGUCUUUUUGUUUGUUUUUUGGUAUUCAGUCACGAUCGAGGACCAAAUUCGUUUCUAUACCGUACGAUAUCCUAUCGGCAUGCGAUCGUCUCGUCACGGAUCUCCGGGAGCUUCGCUCGAAGGGAGAAAGGGCCGCUCUUCGUAACCGGUUACAAAGCACUCGCGCGCUGCUGCGGGAACUCGCCCACAGCGACUACUUUUCUCGUUGCAGUCACGCAUGGAUGACGUUUGAUUUGUAACCGCGAUUGAUCCGCCAGACCUUCGCGCGAAACGCAGAUUCCAGUCGCGGGACGCUUCCGCGCAUGCGCGCGAAUGGAAACCGCGCCGCCGUCGCCGCGUUUGAUCGAGCUGCCGGCGACAUAUAUAUGUAUAGUUUAAUCGUAAAUUUAGUACGUUUAAUAGAGAGUAAUCUCGAGAAAUAUAUAUAUACAGUUAGAUUAUACAUAAAAGAUAAGAGUUAUUAUAUUAUUACAAUGGGCAAUUACGAUAAUUAGGAAGUAAGGAGAGGAAAACGUGUAUUGUGAUAUCUUUUUAUAUUGUACAUUGUAGCGUUGCGGUUUUAAUUUGACUAACUUAUUUCGAUUUCUAAUCAUGAUCGGAGAUAUCGUUUGUGUUUCGAACCGUAUAGACGCGGACGCACAGGUACGGUUAGCGGGGUGUUUUAUAUUAUAUUAUGUGUUGUCGGUCGAAUCGAGGCAUGAGAGAGAGGAGAGAUGUUACUUCCGCUCGCGCGCACAGCCGACAAUUAUAUUUUAUUUGUACACACAGCGUACAACCUCCUUCGCGCUAAGGCGAGUGACUUUCCCGCGAGGACGCGGAGAUUUGCUCGCGCGAGCAGAAUCGCGGUCUCGCCUGCGCGUAUUCCGGUUUUGAGUUUUGCAGUACCUUUUAUAUAUAUAUAUAUAUAUAUAAAACGGUAUCAGAGAGCACACAGGCGCAGGAAUACAAACGAGAGAGAGAGCUUUUUUUUCCUACAACGAUCGCUAUUACCUUACAAGAUACGCUGUUCUUGUAUCAGUAUCUUGCCAGGUAAGUUACCGACUGUAAUUUAGUAUAUUUGUAUACUAGUGCGCAUAAACUUGUACACGCUGGUGCACGAGACGGGAUGCUGGCAAGACGAGAUUACACGCCCGAGUCUUAACGCUUCUUCUUCGCUGCUUUGUAACCGGUCGUGAACGAUUGCCGGGCCGCCGUAUAUUAGCAAUACAAUAGUCUCUUAUCGGGGUUGGGGAGACCCUUGAGUGCAACACUAGUAGACGCGAUCUUCGACUGAUGUCGUACACGAGAUCGGAUUUUAUACGCGUUCCUCCCCGAGAAAGCCCGACGAAGCACCUUCGUUCCACUCCUGACGGUCUCCAGUCGCGCGACCCAGCGGACGAUUUCGCAUACCGGCUGACAAUUGGCUUGUUGCUGAGACACCUCUCGACCGCUACCGCGACACACGAUUACGUAGAAGAGAAAUAUUGCCGGUCAGUAAACUGUAUGAAACGGCUCGACGGAGCUAAUAUUGGACUUGAACGGGCGUGCGAAGAGGAGUCGAGCUUUCCAGCGACAUCCUCGUUGUCACCCUGACUACGAUAUCGCACAGUGGCCGGAGAAAUUACCAUAUUGUAUAAGUCCGUCGAAUUUCACCCGAGUAUCAUUAAUCAUGAAUUAUGCAUGUAUAUAAUGUUUGUAUGUCAAGAGAGAGAGAGACUCACCGUGUCUCGAGGGUAUCGCAUUCCCUUCGCGAGAUGGACACACACACAGACACAUACAUUGUCCCUCGAGAAUCUCGCGACCUUUCAGGAGGAGAUAAGAGAAAACGCGCGAGAGAUUGCAAUCCUGAUCGCCUUGCUUUCUCUCUCUCUCUCUCUCUGUCUCUCUUUCUCCACCACCUUAAAUAUCGGGGGAGGGCGGACGUUCGCGCGCUAAGUCCACGAUGUCCCACGACGACGCGUCCUGCGGAUAUUUAUUGAAACUGUCCGCACCUUCCACGCUCCUUCCUUUUCCGUCUCUUUUCCGUCGAAUGCGCGAGUGUGUGGAUUUCUCACGGUUUCGCUCGAGACGCGGUAAGCGCGACACAGUCUAACGGGGGGGAACCGAGAGCGAUUGAGCGUGCGACGGAGGUGAAUGUCGAUGAUUCGAUUCUCGAGUUUCCUUGAUCCUGUCGAACAGGCGACGCAGACCGGAGUAUAGACCGCCAUUCCUCUCGAUGAGACCUUAUGUUACACACGCCCUUGUAUAUGUAUGUCGCUAAGUUCUCUUAAAUGUAUGUAUUCGGACUUAACCAUUAUGUCGUCCUUCUUACCCUUUAUUUAAGAAUAUAUGUAUAUGUAUAUAUAAACGUAUAUAUAUACAUAUAUACACAUACAUACACACGUUUCGAGAAAGAGACACCCACGUGGAAGCGAGCGAGUGUAAAAUAGAGCAACGUCCUCGUCGUAGGAGCGCGCGCUUGAGACCCUUUCACUGUGUAAACGAGUGGAUUCGGAUUAACCGAUCGAGGUGACACGCAGCAGCGGAUGAUAUCCGGAGCCGCGCGACGUUCUCCAGCGUUCAGCUCUCCAGCGAAGCGCGAAACCCUCUGGUGAAAGGAUCGAAAGCGGAAUAGUGGUUAAGCGCCUCGUUUACGAGUCUACGCGAGUUGCGAUUGAGAGGGAGCGAACCACCCCGACAUCGGUCGCGAUCGAAGGGCACGGACGAGAGAUGAACAUAAACGUAGAUAUAAAUGCCGACUCGUGCGCGCGAUCCUUCGCGGACCUGAGGGAUCGCGCUCGAGGGCUGAUUGCGUGCGUGGGUGGUCGACGAUUCGCUCGAACGCAUCUCGUAUUCGGAGCGACGUCCUUUCCCGGUCCUUUCUUCCCCCUUGUAAUUAAUUUACAUACGCAUACUCUUUCUUCCCCCUUUCUCUCUCUUUCUUUCUUUCUCUCUCUCUCUCUCUCUCUCUCUCUCUCUUUUCUCUUUCACUCUCUCACACACUCUCUCAUUGUAACACUGUUCACGGACUGUAAAGCUCGCGGCUGACCUCACGUAAUCUUCGGACUCUCACGCAUGAUUAUCGACAUAAUUAUAAAUACCUAUUACGAGUAUAGCAUUCAGUAGCAUAAAUGAUGCCGAUAAAGUAAUUAAAUAAAUGUCAUCUAUAUCCUAUACACCAAAUCUUGUGUUAUGCGUUCUCGACGUUAAUCUCGGCGUCGACCAGUCGUUCCGUGGGUCUCCAUGCGGAUUCCGUAGUCUCCUCCGGAGGUUUGCGCAGGUAAGUGAGCUUUACAGGUAAGUGAAGCUUACGAGAAAAGUAAAGCGAAUUGAAAGCCCAAACGUAAGUUAUUAAGAACCGAUUUUCUGUAUUGCAUAAGAAAGACGCAGCGAUAUUUAUAAUAUGUAAGAAACGCCGCGGUAGAAAAAAAUUUCUCACUUUUAAUUUGCAAUUCUUACCUAAGAAAGCAAAUCCGGUGUGGCCGAACAUGUGAGCCAAUACAUAUACUUCUUGUCGGGAAUGUUUGCGAGAAAGAUUUGCUUCUCUCAUAACACAAUAUACGUAAAGAUGAACGAACUUGUCAAAGACUGCCAGAGCUGAGAGAGCAGUCUUUACAUAGAAAAAAAACCAUUCGCGCAAGUUGACGCAGUUGUCACUUCCACGUUGCGUUUCCUUGAUAUCUGACCGCGAAAGGAAAGCGUUUUGUCCUCCUCGUCGUUAGGACUUAUUUUCUCGGACAUUCUGAUUGCUACUUUUCACGUGAAGGGAAGCGUCGCAAAAAAAUAUCACCGAUGACGCAGAAUAUCAGUGUCACCGUGUCAAAGUGAGCGGACAUGUUAUCCAUCGUGAAAAGAGGUGACACGCGCAGUUGCCGCACGAGACUCUCGCACAUAUCGCAUUCACGUGAUGUCCAUCUGAAUUACCGGCUCGGGCUUCAAUCGAUCGCGCUGCGUCGAAGGUGCAAUAUUUCUAUGAAAACCAUGGAGACCACUUUUACGGUACCAUGGACUUAUUAUUACGGUAUCGUCCAGAAGUUAUCGUUAAUCACCGGCAUGUGGCCGUAUCUGAAGCCAACAACGAGGCUGCUUCGCGUUACCUUGUUGACCUUGAUCGUUUCGACUGUAUUCAUCCCACAGAUAGCGCAUCAAUUCACGUGCAAGCAGGAGCUACAGUGUAUCUUCGAGUCGAUGACCUCGUGUCUGUUGACAAGCGUGGCUAUGGUGAAAGUGUGGGGAUUCCAACUGAACAUUCAUAAAAUCAAGGACUUUACCGAGCACUUGUACGUCGACUGGAAAGAACUGGAAACCCUUCGGGAAUACGAAAUCAUGAAGUCGUACGCCGAGAAUUGUAGGCGAUUCUCUUUGUUUUAUCCGGUGUACUGCUUCUCAGCGGUAUACGUGUUCAUGUCGGUAUCCAUUGUACCGCCUGUACUCGAUAUCAUAUUGCCGUUCAACGAAUCCCGGCCUAUAUUAUUGCCGUAUCCGGGAUAUUACUUCGUGGACAGUAAGAAAUAUUUCCUUUACAUUUUCGGGCAUUCCUUAGUGAGCUGGGAAGUAAUUAUGGCCGGAUUAGUGGCACACGAUUGCAUGUUCGUGAGUUACGUCGAGCACGUUUGCAGUAUGUUCGCCGUGAUCGGGUUCGCGCGCCUCCUCGAAAAUACUUUUACCGUACCUUUUGUUAUACAACUUUUGAUCAUUAUUAUCACAAUGAGCUGCACCUUACUGCAGGUAUUUAUACGUUACAAAAUUUUCCCCAAAUAUGCACGAACCAAAUAUAAAAUAUCACUUCUCUUUGUAUUUGAGAUUACACAACAGGAAGCUGGCGUUUUAGAGGUAAUAAGAUACGUGUUGUACGUCAUUGGUCAACUAUUUCACUUGUUCUGCCUCAGUUUCGAGGGACAGAAGCUGAUAGAUCACAGUCUUUGGAUACGCGACAAGAUCGCAUCUUUGAAACGUUAUAGAUAUGAUAGCUUGUGGUACGAAGCACCCCUGAAGUCACAAAAGCUCCUUAUACUGACGAUGAUACAGAGUCUUCGACCGGCUUCCUUGAGCGCCGGCAAGAUUUACGUAUUCUCAUUGGAGAGCUUUACUACGGUUUUACAAACAUCGAUGUCUUACUUUACAGUACUCUCCUCCUUUCAAUAA